Messenger RNA from Candoia aspera, 3376 nucleotides. It is a transcript of the gene PLPP3, whose product is annotated as phospholipid phosphatase 3. Gene Ontology annotation, cellular component: plasma membrane. The record is from RefSeq and is a predicted model, not a curated record. Bases 588 to 1526 code for a protein of 312 amino acids. Gene Ontology annotation, biological process: phospholipid dephosphorylation; phospholipid metabolic process; signal transduction. The transcript has 6 exons. Lineage: Eukaryota; Metazoa; Chordata; Lepidosauria; Squamata; Candoiidae. Gene Ontology annotation, molecular function: sphingosine-1-phosphate phosphatase activity; phosphatidate phosphatase activity.
GCUCGAUCCCACAGUACCGGUGGCGGCGCUAGCAGCGGUAGCAGCAGCGCAGCUUCUGCGAUAUUUUGUGGGUUUGAAUUCGGCUUGCGGGCGAGGUCUUCCUGGACGCUCGCCUUUCUCUUUGCCUGGCCCCCCAACCCCAUUCAUUAGCAAACGAGCCUCCUCGCCAAGGACCGAGCUGUUCUGGCCGCUGUUUGGGAACAGCCGGAUCCCCGAACACGCUGUGUGUGCAAACUUUUUUUUUCCUCCCAACUUUUUGAAACUCAUCCUUUUAAAGGAGCUUUCAUUAUUCUUUAUCAGGACUUAAUAACGAUCGAGAGGAGGCGAAGGGAGCGCACACUUUCCGCGAUCUGGAAACUUAAUUCUAAGCGGCAAGUCAACCCAAACAAAGCUUGCGACCCUCUCCCAUCGCCGCCGCCGCCGCCGCCUCCAGCAGGCGAAGAUCCGGACGCGAAAAGCCAGCAAGCGGCAGCGUUUCCAGUGCCUGGAUUUUCUGCUUUUUUUUCGCCUGACGUCCCCCUCCAUCAGCUAGGUAGAAGACGCCGUUGCUUGGAAAGGCGAUUUCGGUUCCCCAUUCCCACCAAAACAUGCAGAAUUACAAGUACGACAAGGCGAUCGUUCCGGAAAGCAAGAACGGGGGCAGCACUGCCUUGAAUAACAAUCCAGCCAAAAGCUCCAGCAAGAAAGCUUUGUUGGUUUGUCUCGACCUCUUCUGCCUCUUCAUGGCUGGAUUGCCAUUUCUGAUCAUUGAAACGAGCACAAUCGCACCCUAUCCACGGGGAUUUUACUGUAAUGAUGAAAGCAUCCGUUACCCUAUGAAAAGUGGAGAGACCAUCAAUGAUGCUGUCCUGUGUGCUGCAGGCAUUCUUAUCGCCAUACUUGCUAUUAUUAUAGGAGAGUUCUAUCGGAUCCACUGCCUGAAGGAGAAAUCUCGAUCUUUUAUCCAGAACCCAUACAUUGCAGCAUUAUACAAGCAAGUGGGUUGCUUUGCAUUUGGCUGUGCUAUCAGUCAAUCUUUUACCGAUAUUGCCAAAGUGUCUGUGGGGCGCUUGAGACCUAAUUUCAUUGCAGUGUGUAUCCCCGACUUUACAAAAAUCAACUGCUCCCAGGGUUACAUACAAGAAUAUCAGUGCCUUAAUCCUGAUGAAAGCAAAGUCCAGGAAGCAAGGAAAUCAUUUUUCUCUGGUCAUGCCUCCUUCUCACUGUAUACCAUGCUUUAUUUGGUGCUGUACCUGCAAGCCAGAUUUACUUGGAGAGGAGCCCGCCUGCUGCGCCCAUUGCUGCAGUUCACAUUGAUCAUGAUGGCAUUUUACACAGGACUUUCUCGUGUGUCCGACCACAAACAUCACCCCACAGAUGUACUGGCAGGCUUUACACAAGGAGCCCUGGUGGCUUAUUGUAUAGUGUUUUAUGUCUCAGACCUCUUCAAGCAGAAAACAAAGGUGUUGCAGCCUCCUCCAAUCCGGAGGGAGAUAUUAUCACCUGUGGACAUCAUUGACAGGAAUAACCAUCACAACAUGGUGUAGACUUUUGACUUCUUUUUAUUUUUAUUUUUUGUUUUGUUUUGUUUUUGCAAAAUGACUGCUGACAGCAACUACCUGCUGCUCUCAACCUCAUCUGACAGUAGAAUGUAGGGAGAGACUUUUGCCUGACCGUCAGGUCUUACUCUGUGGCCUUUUUACUCUUUACAACAUUUGCAUAAAAUGGAUGUUGUUCAACCAAGUCAGAGGCAACAAUCACAAAACAAGUCAAAACAUGCAGGAAUUCUAAUUCUAAAUGUGCAAUUGGCUGAGUAUUCAUGUUGUAGUGAAUGCUAAAUUGUUCAUCCUUUAGUGAACACUAAAUAAUUGUUAGGAAACUGGCCAUCUCUGUUUUCUUUCCCCUUUCCAUCUUUCCUUCCUAUGAAGAUUUGUAAUUUCCUGUUAAGAAAAUGGGACGGGGGUGCAGAGAGACAAACCCUCACUAACUAAAUUAUAGCACUAUGUACAAGAAAUAAGCACUGACAUCGAUUGUGGUCACUUUUUAAGGAUAAUCUCUUAUAUAUCUAUAUAUUUUGGGUUCUUUCCAUUCCAUACUGUGACUUACUUAGAUUUAGAUGAAGCAUGCCCUGUAAAAUAUUAGAAAAUAUCUUUUCCUAUUGUACAUCCCACUGAACAACAAUACAGCUUUAUAUCUGAUAAGACAUAAACAAAUUGACUUGGUAAACAGAACUCAGCUGGUUCCCAUGAUUGUAAAAUUCAUUCAGUAUUUGCUCUCACAAGUGAUAACAUCUCUAAAAAUUGGAGAAUAGAUAGGAUUAAUCAAAUAUAGGACAUUUUAAGAUAUCCAGAAUCCUGAUACCUUGAAUAGGUAUUGUCCAUAAUACUGUGGGGUAUCUCCAGCCUGCAUUUACUCAAUGGCCCAGUAAAUCUUCCCCUUUGCUACCACUAAUGGUGGAACUGUAUUUUGAACAGUCACCAUUCAUACAAAAUACUUUUGUGUGGACAGUCUUGUUGAUGUACAUUAGCACUAUGAGGUCUGGGGUUGAAACUCAGAACAUUAAUCCUCCAGGUGUGUGACGGACUGCUGGGCAGGGCCGUCUUAACCUGAUAUUUAAAGUUCUUCUUGAAUUUCCCAUGGCCUGAAGAAAACAAAUGAUUAGUAGCUAUUCAUUACACCAGUUUCCUCCAUUUGCUGCUCUUGGGAUGAGCCGGACUGCAAUUUCUGUUAGGAUUAGCAGAUGGGAAGGAGGCGGUUGGAGGACGUGCAUUGAGGGCACCAGGUUGGGGAAGCCUGCAUUAGCUAAUUGGCUGAAUGUAGCUCUCAAGAAAACCAAGGGCAAGCAAAGGAGAUGAAUGAGAGCUGACCUAAUUUCUAACCUUCGAGAGGGAAUUCUGAAAGACAGAUGUUUUAAAUUUGUUUUAAGAAGUAAACUGAACAGGCUAACUAAGCAGACUGGCCUUUGCACAUCUUUGCCAUGCAAAAUCCGUCCUAUCAUUUCAAUUCUAGCAAGCUAUGUUUUUUUUAUAUAUAAAUAUAUAUAAAUAUAUAAAUAUUAUAUAAAUAAUGUAUAAAACAUUACAAAUUAACUAUGUAAAAUAUUAUUUCCAAACAAUGUUAGAUAUAUCCACUAUGAUUAUAAACUGUGUUUUGACCUGUGUUUAUUUACAUGUUGCUGCUUAAAAGGAAAGCAUUGACUUAAUUUUUUUAUAGUCGAUUAAAAUAUUGUAGUUCUUUGGUAGCAAUAUUUUAAUGAAAAUAACAACUAAAGACAGUUAUAUAAAAUUGUAUUAAAUUGUCUGUAUUUUUGUAAUGUUUCUUUCUCCUUUUUUGUAAAAAGAAGAAUAUGCAAGACUUUUUGUAGAGUACAGAAUUAAAGUUUGUAUUUGCAAAAAUA